GACAGAUAGACCGUAGCGGCAUCGAGCGCUUGUCCCGAUCCCGAAUCCCCUUAUUCCCAAAACGUACAACACAACAUGACCGCUCGCGUUAACCGGACCGAAAUAGACGACCACUCGCGUACGUAUCGUCGCACGUAUCUGUUUUGUUGAUAUGUACGAGCGCGUACGCGCUUUAUUGACGCUAUAACAGUGAUAGUGAGCGGUUAGUGAGACCAAGUCAUCGUCGACGGUCAGCUGAGGGCCGAGAGCGGUGAGCAAAGUGAUGCGGGAGGAUUAAAACGGCGGCCUCGACCAAGACAUUCGGGACUCGACCGAAAUAAUAAAUAAAAUAAAGGCGAAGCUAACAUUCCGCCGCACAGCAUGGCCUCGGUCGCCGCUUGGCUGCCAUUCGCGCGGGCGGCGGCCAUCGGAUGGGUCCCGAUCGCGACGCACCCCUUACCGCCACCCCCGAUACCGAAAGAUCGUCGCAAAACCGACGACGAAAAACUGCUGAUCAACGUCUCGGGCCGGCGAUUCGAAACGUGGCGAAACACGCUCGAAAAAUACCCGGACACGUUGCUCGGAUCGAACGAACGGGAGUUUUUCUACGACGAAGACGUCAAGGAGUAUUUCUUCGACCGCGAUCCGGACAUAUUCCGGCACAUACUCAAUUAUUACAGGACGGGCAAAUUGCAUUAUCCGAAACACGAAUGCCUGACGAGUUACGACGAAGAGUUGGCAUUCUUCGGCAUAUUGCCGGACGUAAUCGGCGAUUGCUGCUACGAAGAUUACCGCGAUCGCAAACGCGAGAACGCGGAACGUCUGAUGGACGACAAACUGUCGGAAAACGGCGACCAGCAUCUUCAGCAAUUGACGAAUCUGCGGCAAAAAAUGUGGCGAGCCUUCGAGAACCCGCACACGUCCACCGCGGCGUUGGUGUUUUACUACGUUACCGGGUUUUUUAUCGCCGUAUCCGUAAUGGCCAACGUGGUUGAAACGGUACCGUGCGGAAGCAGACCGGGCGGCGCGGGUUCGCUGCCGUGCGGCGAACGAUACAAAAUCGUAUUUUUCUGCUUGGACACCGCGUGCGUGAUGAUAUUCACCGCCGAAUAUUUGCUACGAAUGUUCGCCGCACCGAAUCGCUACAAAUUCGUUCGUUCUGUGAUGAGCAUUAUAGACGUCGUCGCUAUACUGCCGUAUUAUAUCGGUCUGGGUAUCACCGAUAACGACGACGUAUCGGGCGCGUUCGUAACCCUCAGGGUGUUCCGCGUAUUUCGAAUAUUCAAAUUUUCGCGCCACUCGCAAGGUCUACGCAUCUUGGGUUAUACGCUCAAAUCGUGCGCUUCCGAACUCGGCUUCCUGGUAUUCUCGCUGGCGAUGGCCAUCAUCAUUUUCGCCACCGUCAUGUUUUACGCCGAGAAAAACGAAGGCAAGACGUUCACCUCCAUUCCGGCGGCGUUUUGGUAUACCAUCGUUACCAUGACGACUCUCGGAUAUGGCGACAUGGUACCAGCAACAAUAGCGGGUAAAAUAGUUGGUGGCGUGUGCUCCCUGAGUGGCGUGCUGGUCAUAGCCCUCCCGGUUCCAGUGAUUGUGUCAAAUUUCAGUAGAAUAUACCACCAAAACCAACGAGCGGACAAGAGAAAAGCGCAAAGGAAAGCUCGUCUUGCCCGCAUACGCAUCGCGAAAGCUUCUUCGGGGGCGGCUUUCGUCAGCAAAAAGAAAGCGGCGGAGGCGAGACUGGCCGCUCAGGAAUCGGGCAUCGAAUUGGACGACAAUUAUCGGGAAGAAGACAUAUUCGAAUUGCAGCACCACCACCUGUUGAGGUGCUUAGAGAAAACCACCGAUAGGGAAUUCGUCGAGCUGGAGGUACCGUAUAACGGGCAUCCGAAACGGCCUGGUUCGCCGUCUCCGUUGGCCAGUCCCGCCCAUUCGGCGGUUUCGAUUGGUCUUUUGCAGUCGUGUUGCGGCAGAUGCUGCCCCCGACGGUACCAGCAAACUUGCGGCAAAUAUAUGCCGGCAGCGUCGACCGCUCAAGCCAAUCAAACCGGUAGCGGAAUGGACGGUACUUAUCUAGUCGAAGCGUCUUUUUAGACAUAUCACGACCUAUUUGCCUUGUAAGUCGUUAUCAAGUACCUACGGUAUAUAAUAAGUACGCCGCCGCCGAUUCGAUAUAUGGUACGCUCAAAGAUUUCCAUUCCACUAAAGACUGGGUGUUUCGUAGGUGACGGUUAAUAUUUCAAUCGGCUAUUACCUACUCAGCCUUGUUUUUUUUUAUUGACUUUCGAUAGUGAGUAGGUGGAGGAUAGACUAUACUGAAUGUCUCAAAAAUGUGUACGAAAGUAAAAAUAUAUCUCUUCAUAUUUGAAUUCUAUCAUUAAUUCCUUCCUAUGGCUACACUUAAUAGUUUUUUUUUAAUUAAUAAUUCGCCAUUUUGCAAAAAAAUAUAUGAAUUGCAAGGUGUUGACGAUUUAACUACUUCAGUUAAUACAGUUAGCCAGCGCUUUACAGGUAUUAAAGAGAACUAAAAAAAUCAAACCACAACAAGAAAAUUUGGUUAACAUGAUUCGUUUAAUUAAAUUAAUUUCUUCUGUUGAAUAUAUCGAACUUUGAUUAAUCCAAGAAAAAUACGUCAUACUUUUAUUUAAAUUUUAACAUACAACUUAGGCCUUUUUAUUUCCAUUUUUGUCAUUUUAAGUUUCCAUAUUUACACAUUUCGGAAACAUGUAGGUAUAAAAAAAGAUAUGUUUAGAAUUUUCUUAAUUUCUUCCCAUACUUGACAAACCCUAUAAGCACUUAAAUUGUAGUUUCAGCGAUAUUUUUGUAUGAAACUUUGUAAUUCAAUUUUUUCUAUCGCCAACUGUUUCCAAUAAGAUAUCAACCAUCGACGCACUAUUGGGACAUCCUGUAUAAGAUAAACGAUUAAAAUAAAACACGAUAGGGGCGCAAAAUAAUCACGCAAGGUGUCAACACACGAUUUUAUAGAUGAAUGAGUAAAAUCCGGGUUUUCUAUGUAUUUCGUAAAAAAUAAUAGUCAAGUGAAUUAUUAUUAAAUCCUCACUUUAUGCAAAAAUAUCUCAUUACAAUGGUCGGAAACAAUUUCGUAUAUAAAACUAGUAGUGAAUAUUUCAAAUCGGUAUUUUGUGUAAUAAAUUACCCCUGCGCAUUUUGGAGUCCGAAAUUUCCAAGAAAUGAUCGGAAUAAUAGCUUUUUGAAAUGUUUUAGACUACCUACUUAAGAGACAUCCCGCGUUGGGCAGUAAACCUUUCUUUCUAGGCACUUGGGCCGUGAUUAAAUUUUAAAAAAAGCAAUAUUUAAAUCCAAAACAAUAUUUAAUCAAUUACCACUUGUAAAUAUUAAAUAGUACAAAAUAUAAAACGUAGAUACGAAUAGUACAAAAUAAUAUUCUACCUUGAUGUGUUUCGGAAGUGGAAGAAAUCGGUUUAGGAGUCCGUAUUUUUACACAACUUAUUACCAAUAAAAAAAAAUGUAACUAUUGCCAAUAAAUUCCCAUCACAUAGCACAAGAUCGUUUUGCACAAACUACCUAAUAUUUUGUAUAGAAAAACUAAAAAUCACACAAUAGUAUUGUAUAAUAUAACAACAAAUGAAUUGUUACUGUAUAAAGAAAAGAGACGGGUCGAAUAAAUUACGAUGAAAAGUUUACUGCCCAUUACUGGCAUUCAAACCAUUUACUGGCAUAGUUUAAAUCGGAAUUAUAUGUGUUACGCAUUGUUUUUGAGGCGCAUCGAAUUCUGUCAAAUAUAUUUUUCCAUAUAACUCCUUUAAAUGUCCUUUUACAUAAUAUUGCUAAGACUUUGUUCCUUUCGCCGUUCAUUUUAUCCUGUAAAUUAUGUAGAUUACCACAUUGUAAUAUAAUUAUCGCAGAGAUAAUAGAGUAUAAACUGUAAUCCAAAUCUAGACUAUUUUAAAUAUCGAGGCAAGGCAUUUUUGGAAUAUGAAACGAAAAAUGCAUGUCUUUCGAUAAUAAUUAUAAGUAUAUUAGUGUGUGACAAAUUCUAAAACUCUCGAUUUAUUGAUUGAUACGCUUGGCGCUAAACUCGCGUAAAAGGCUGGGAACAAAGUUUGUAAAAUGAAAAUGUUAAAAAUGUUAUUUCACACCUCACAGUAAUACAGAUGAUCAUCCCCACUAGCUGAUGACAAUAAACAACGUUAGCGUUACUAAUUAAAAGUUCGAAUAUAAACACCCAGCAACAUUUAUAAUGUCCGAAACAGAAAAAAACAAUUGCAGGUACGACAAAAACACGAUAAGUAUCCCUAAAAAAUAAGUGUACUUAAACGCCAUUAACCAGUCUAAAAGUUCUUCGUGAGAAGAAACGGUGUACCUAAUUACAAAGAUUCUUAAAUGAGUAAGUAAAUUCUUUAAAGGCGUUGCCACUUAUUUUUAGGCGAACUGUGGUUUUUCGAAUGUUAUGGACACUCCCAACGUUAUUUUUUCCUUUUUUUUUUUCUUCAUAUUAGUACGACAAAAAUGUAUAGCAUAAAAUAAAUAAUUGCCAAAGCAUAACAUUUUAUCGAAUAGAAGAGUAUGCAUUAGACGCGUUUAUAGUUUAAUAACUGCGUGAUACUAUCAACCAAUUUUCAAAAUAAAUGUUAAUGUUUACUUAAAUAAUAAUCAUAAAAUAGAAAACACGAUUCCGAUCGCUACUUAUUGUCAAAAGAAAAAAAGUUCUUUAACAUCCUUGCUCUAUAUUGUCAAUAAAAUUCAAUUUUGUUAACUAAUGUCGAACUAGUCAAUUUCUUACAUUUUAAUUACAAAAUAAAACAAUCUUUUUAUAAAUGUUGCCUUAUGAAUGGAUUCUGCAUCGAAUUAUCAGUGCUUGGCGUUUACUCUCUUGCGUAAUAAUAAUUAUUGUCCGUCUUCUAAAAUUUCUCGACGUUUCCAAUUCUAAAUGUAGCUGUGAAAAACGUCAACGUUAACAGUUUAACCAAUAAGUCAAUGCGGAAUUUACCCUUAAUCUUAGUUUAGAACAUCAGACCGAUUUCCAAUAGAGUGUAUUAUUUAUACAUAUGUGUCAGUAAUUUAUAAAUUUUCUUUACAUUCCUAAAUAGAAUCAUAAACAAUCAAUUCGUAUGAAUCUCUUUUGUUAUUUAUUUACAAAAGCUUUACGCUUUACUAUUACCGGAUGCUUAUGUAAGAAUAAAGUUCUCCUUCGUACGCAAAUUUUCACGAAAGCAAAUUGCAAAAUGAUAUCAGUAAGGUAGAACCUUGGUGCUUUCCGAAAAGGGAAACGUGCUGGUCCUAUAUAAUUUUUAAAGCGAAAAUGUUUUCCUUACUGGCAUAUUAAGAGUUUUUCUUUGCGUAAUGAAGGAAUCAAAUGUUAAAAACUAUUAUAUUAGAAAUGAAGUUGAUACCUAUUACGCACAUAGGUCUACUCUACGAAUUGAUUUAGAUAAAAAAAUAUAUAGAUACUGUAAAAUUUCAAUUUAACAAUACCAAAUGAUAAUAUAGUUAGAUUGCAAAACGAUUUUUUUUUGUAUAGUUAGCGUUAUCUCUUCAUAUUCUAUCUUUUCGAACUUAUGAUAAAACAAUAA
This is a messenger RNA of Cylas formicarius (sweet potato weevil), 5534 nucleotides long. It is a transcript of the gene Shal, whose product is annotated as potassium voltage-gated channel protein Shal. Gene Ontology annotation, molecular function: A-type (transient outward) potassium channel activity; protein binding. Bases 361 to 2073 code for a protein of 570 amino acids. The record is from RefSeq and is a predicted model, not a curated record. Gene Ontology annotation, cellular component: voltage-gated potassium channel complex; membrane. NCBI's taxonomy places the organism in Eukaryota, Metazoa, Arthropoda, Insecta, Coleoptera, Brentidae. The transcript has 3 exons. Gene Ontology annotation, biological process: protein homooligomerization; potassium ion transmembrane transport.